AGUAUUCUACUGCUGCAGCUGCUUGCCUUGGACGUGUGUGCGUAUACUGGGAUGCAGCCUAGUUUCUCAUAGGCUAUUAAGCCAAACGGCACUGAAAUAUCACCGCAAGUCAAAUCUAUCACGCCCGACAAAACGAUUGUUGAGGAGGUAGGUUCUCAUCAUGGCUGAGCAGCAGCGACAGCGCUCCCUCUCCACCUCUGGAGAAACACUUUACCACAUCUUGGGCGUCGACAAGUUGGCUACACCCGACGACAUCAAGAAAUCUUACAGGAAGCUGGCGCUGAAGUACCAUCCCGACAAGAACCCAGACAACCCUGAGGCAUCAGAUAAAUUUAAGGAGAUUAACAGCGCCCAUGCUAUCCUGACCGACGCCACCAAGCGCAACAUCUAUGAUAAGUACGGCUCUCUGGGGCUCUACGUGGCCGAGCAGUUUGGGGAGGAGAACGUCAACACCUACUUCGUCCUGUCCAGCUGGUGGGCCAAGGCCUUGUUUGUGCUCUGCGGAGUGGCCACAGGCUGCUAUUUCUGCUGCUGCCUGUGCUGCUGCUGUAACUGCUGCUGCGGGAAGUGUAAACCCAGACCCCCUGAGGGCCAGGACCCUGAGUUCUACGUCUCUCCCGAAGACCUGGAGGCUCAGCUGCAAUCAGAUGAGCGAGAGGCUGGCGGCGGUGAGCCCAUCGUGAUGCAGCCCUCAGCCACAGAGACCACCCAGCUGACGUCCGACGGUCACCACGCCACCUACCGGACCGACACCGGAUUUAACUAAUGCACCCUCCACCUCCAGCCUACCACACAUGGUCCCCCCUCCUCCCUGCUCCACUUGAGUGAUGAUGAGCUCGAGGAACGAUUCGUCCGAACAACAUUGAACGUGCCACUGACGGUGGCACGCAACCUGAACUUUUUAAAGACAUCCCGCCCCACCCCACCCCACUCCACCCCACCCCACUCCAUUCCUCCCCAGCCCUGCCCUGUCCCUGUCCUGCCAAUCCAUUACCACUUCCAUUUGUCCUUGAGUGGCACAUUACCCCCAUCUGUGUAGCAAAAAAAGGGAAGAAAUGAUAUUUCCUCUCCUAUCGUUUGCUGCCACUUCAUUUUGGCCUUUUGAUCCUGAUUUUGCCAUCCCACAAUCCCUUCCCAGUCCUGGUGUCCUGUAGCAUGUGCUGUUUGCUCAUUAGGUAGGGUCUUUCUCAUGUAUGUUUUCUCUAGUCGUAGGUGUUUAUGAAGGCGUGUGUUUUUCAUUCACCGCAUAUGCUCAUGUUGUGUCGUUCUGCGAGUACAGUAGGCUAUGCGGCAGGCUCUACUGGGCGUAGUGUGAGGUGUUUGGGGCUCAGGGAGGUAUUGGAUCUGAAGAGGAAACUGGUCCUUCUGUUUGUUGGUUUGUUUAUUUGUUUGUUAGUUUGUUUGUUUGUUUAUGCCCAAAGCUGCAUGCCGUCUCUUCCCUCACAUGCCCCAAGCUUUCAACAACACCUUCCUGGGAGACAAACCACAAAACACACAAAAAACAGGACACACACACACACACACACACACACAAACUUCUAUGCCAAUUUAUGCCAAAACACUGCUUGUCAUUCACAUGAGUUCUCAUGUUUUAUCCAGUCUUAUACACUUCUUAUUGUAAACUUGCCUGCAAAAUCAACUGGGUUGACUCAGCCCUGUUUCAAACAGCCCUUAACUUUUGUUCUUGCACUCAUAUUUUUACACUACAAUACUUAGAACACCAGAGAGACCUUAGGAUGGCUACUGUAAGACAACACCUUCUUGCAGAAGAUGCAGUGUGUGACAGUGUGCUGAAAGACGGAUCUUUACAAAGCACUAGCCAACCAACAGAUCAUGUUGUCGUGUUGUGACACAGGGGUGCGAGGGAACAGGAGACCCACAUUGCAGUGAUGCUGUUUGGCAGGUUAGGUGGGCAUGACUUUAUGUCGUGGUUGUUUUUGGCAUGCAGUUGUCUGACUGGUCUUACAUGAUGGCUCCUUCUUACGGUCAUAUUAUCUCUCGUUGUCUCUGAAUCCGGAGGAAAACCAUGUGUGUUUGUGUCAUUCCUUCCCUCCUCCACACCUCUCCCCUGAGUGUUGAGGAUUAUGCAUCAGAAAAUAAUACAAAAAAACAUGUAAAGAUAUACAAUAUACACACAUGAGGGAUGUGUCUGUAUAGUAUAUGUAUAUUUUGCUCAUUUUUACUUCGUAAUUGUUUGGAUUUAGUUUUUUCCAUUCAUAUUUAUAAGUGAGUUCCUGUUUGUAGUGCUUGUGAUUGUUUGUUCUUGCGAGUGCCACACCCCUCUGGUUGAUUGAAGCCUUGACAACCACUGGAUGGAAGAUUACAACAAUAAGGCAUCCUCUGUGUGGCAUCCUCUGUGUGUGACAAAGGCUGUUUACCAUAUAGUGCUGUAUCAUACAUUUGAAAUCAAUUACCACCAGUGUCUGAAGAGAUACCUUCAAAGUUUAAUAUACUGUAUACGGAUAUAAUUAUUGGAGUCAUUUCUUCUCAGGAUUGAGAACAUUAGAGCUUCAUUGGUUAAGGACAGGUCUUGUAAUCUGUGCAUCUGUUUCAUGGGAAUAUUUUAUCUUAUCAAGAACAGGAAAGGGGUUUGUUAUCAAAUGGAUGCAGUGGGUUGGGUUACAUGUGUCAAAAUGACAUUCACCUGUGGUUUUUGCACUGUUGGUGUACUCAUUCUUUAAUUGUGGUGAUGUUUAAGUAACCGUUGUACUUAGAUUUGGUGGAAAUAUAUGAACUGAUUAUUAUAAGAUUUACUUUACAGUAAGGUGAGGAUAUUCACAACCUCAUGAUCUAAAGAGACAUCUUAAGACUAAAACUCAAAAUGGCCAGUUGUGCAGUCUGAUGGGAAGAGUCCUCUCCCAACAUACAGUAGAUUAAGAGUGUAAUGUGUUCAGAUUGGGCACUGAUUUGACGUAACGGAACAUUCUUAUCACUUCCUCUUGUGUUCACAGCAGUUCAUUUGAAUUAUUUUUUGUCUCUAUGGAAAUGAGCUGAUUUUAAAUGUCUGCAGCCAAGGACCCCUGUCUGAUAUCUUUUUACACCAUGACAUAUUUUGUGUCAUCAGGCCACAAUAAGUACUAUUUAUUUUUUUCAAAUUUUGUGUUCCAUUUUUUGUUUCAUCAUCAUGUUGUAUAAUCAUGACAUUUUAUAAGGUGUAUAAUUGUUGGUGUUGUUUUCAUGUUCGUGAAGUGGAAUUCCUACGUACCGUAGGGUAGGUCCCCAUUAUGCUAUGGAGUACAGAGUAACAGCUUCCUCAUAAUCAGAUCACAAGUGAUCACAGUGAGUGUCAACCACUGGCAGUUCCUCCAGUGACCAAUAACAGAUGUUUCAAUAUGUAAUUUAAAUAUCAAUAAAAUGUUGAUCUCAUAAAUGUAAACACUGAGCCGCAGUUAUACGCAAGUCAUUUCAUUCUCAGUCAUUUAGUUGUCACAUCAUGUUUAUGUUGUAAUAUCUCAAAAGCUAUAAUUUAGUUAUUUUAUAAGAUGAUAGCCACCACAAUCAGAUUUUGGUCAUUUUCUAAUUUCCUGUUUGUUUAUUUAUUGUUGGACAUUGUUGUGAUUGACCACAAAAACCAGCCAUAUUCAGCCAUACGUACUCCUCUUUUUUUGUUGUUUGUGAAAUGCCAAUAAUGUGAGUUUGAACUGUUUACAAUGAGUUUGUGAGCAUUCCUCCUCUGCCUCCUUGCCUUCUCUAUUCUUCUGCUCUUAAUUACUUGCUCUCAGUGGUCGUUUUGGCCCCUGUGGUCCCUAACGUUGCAUUUCACACACUUUCCCCCCCAAAACAUCUGACAGCUACUACAGCUUCUUUAUCGAUAUGUUGGAAAAAUGCAACUUGUUUUGAGUUGAAUGCAAUGUGUAAAAAAGAAGUCUAUUGUACUGAAGAAAAAGAUCAGGAAAAAGAUUCUUUAGAAAAAAAGAGUCUUCAAAACGAAGACAGUGCUUAGUGUAAUAAUAGUGAUAUGGUAAGUUGAUGCGUUUUUUAUUUUAUUAUCUUAUUUUGUCUGAUGAACUGUCCUAGCUUCAAAUUGUAUGUAAUUUGGAUGUGGCGAAGCUAUGCUACCCAUGGUCUAAUGGUUAAGGUCUCAUGUACAUACACUGAAAUAUGAGGUAUAAUAACAGACCUUUAUGUUGUAGCAUGGUUAUUGUAUGUCUGGAAGAGAAAAAAAACAUUUAUCUGAUUUGCUGUUGUAAAAUAAAUGUUUCUGAACAUUUAAAAA
Alosa sapidissima (American shad) is the source of this 4216-nucleotide messenger RNA. RefSeq names its product DnaJ (Hsp40) homolog, subfamily C, member 5aa (gene dnajc5aa). The transcript has 5 exons. The record is from RefSeq and is a predicted model, not a curated record. Gene Ontology annotation, biological process: regulation of synaptic vesicle cycle. NCBI's taxonomy places the organism in Eukaryota, Metazoa, Chordata, Actinopteri, Clupeiformes, Clupeidae. Gene Ontology annotation, cellular component: intracellular membrane-bounded organelle; membrane; presynapse. The coding region runs from base 161 to 766 and encodes 201 amino acids.